CGAAUCGCUGAAGUUAGUAUUUCUCGCGUUUGAAUCGCUUAAGCAUCAAAGUUCGGCUGAUCAACUCAUUUCGGCUUAUUUUCAUUCGUUCUUACUCCGCGUUGCAUAUCAGUGAUAAAAUGUCCAAAUUGGUAUUGUAUUACGACGAUGUCAGCCCGCCAGUACGCAGUUGCAUGAUGCUGAUCAAAUUGUUGGAGUUGGAUGUGGAAUAUAAAUAUGUAGAUUUGUUUAAGGGCGGUCAAUUGGAAAAGUCAUUCUUAGAGCUGAAUCCGAAUCACACAGUGCCCACUUUGGUUCAUGAUAAUCUGGUUAUCACCGACAGCCAUAUUAUUCUUACGCACCUUUGUGAGAAAUUCGAGAAGAAUAGUAAAGACGAAAAAUUAUGGCCCUUAUCAUAUGAGGAGCGCAUACGUGUGUGGAAUAUGCUCUUUUUCGAGGGCACGGUGCUCUUCCGAAGAGAUAGUGAGUUUUUGUCCGGUAUAGUGCGUGGUGGUUUUGCGAGCGUCGACUUAACUUUGCACGAACGCAAAUUGUUGGAGGCGUACAAUAUGAUGGAGACGUAUUUGCGACGGCACAAAUAUAUGGCGGGUGAUCACAUGACAAUUGCCGAUAUCUCCAUCGUGACCACAUUGAGUACGGUGAAUCUAAUGUUUCCGAUUGCUGCUGGCGCCGCAGAUAGAUGGCCUCUAUUGAACGAUUGGUUUGGGCGCAUGCAAGCACUGCCGGUAUAUGACAUUAAUCAGACGGGACUGGAAAAACUUUGUGUUGUCAUCGAACGAUUUGGUAAAUUUAAAUUUCCGAAUAGCGUAAGUGCGGCGCCGGAGGAGAAGCAGCAACGCGAAGAAGCCGCUAGUGAAGAGGCAAACGCUGAGAGCCAAGCGAAAGCUGCUGAAAAGUAGUAAACAAAUUUUUGCAUAGAAGAACUGUAAACAAAUAUAUUUAAAUACAUAUAUACAUACAUAUAUUGUGAAUUAAAUUUUUAAAUACCUACUUACAAGAA
Molecule: messenger RNA, 1000 nt
Organism: Bactrocera neohumeralis
Lineage: Eukaryota; Metazoa; Arthropoda; Insecta; Diptera; Tephritidae
Product: glutathione S-transferase E14-like
Exons: 4
Coding region: 120-899 (259 amino acids)
Biological process (GO): glutathione metabolic process
Molecular function (GO): glutathione transferase activity
Source: RefSeq, a predicted model, not a curated record